Messenger RNA from Monomorium pharaonis (pharaoh ant), 817 nucleotides. RefSeq lists its product as uncharacterized. The transcript has 2 exons. The record is from RefSeq and is a predicted model, not a curated record. NCBI's taxonomy places the organism in Eukaryota, Metazoa, Arthropoda, Insecta, Hymenoptera, Formicidae. Bases 206 to 628 code for a protein of 140 amino acids.
UGCACCACUGGCUACCAGCAUCAGUCCAUCUUCAUUACUCAUUAAAAGUAGAACAAGGAUAAACUGAUGCUGAUAGCGCUAAUAGCGUCUCUCCGAACGCACCCCUAGGCUACGAGUGUACGAGUCGUAAGUCGUAAUUAAGUUACGACGGGAUGACCGUUUUUACUCUCAGAUCAUCGGAUUAGGUCUUUACUCGUGUGAAACCAUGUCGCAUUCAACGUCAGCUCAAAAAAUUACGAAGUCUAACGUGGACAAGGCUUUGAAAUAUAUUAAUAACAUGGAAAGAAAAAAAGAAGAAAAAAUUACAAAGAAAAACUUUUGCAAAAAGUUUGAAAAAUAUAAAAAUAAUAGAACGGCAGUUGGAUUCUCAAAGAGUUGGUUAUUAUCAGAGAUGCGGUCUUGUAUUGCCCAUCAAUAUUGGAACCAUUUGUUAGAUUUAUUUCCCCAACUUGUUGAAUAUCCUGUCGAAUUGGAACCUGUAAUAUGGAGAUAUGCAUUGGUAAUUUUGCUGCAUGCCAACGAUCCAUCGCAUCUCCAGCAAUUUUUCAAACAAUGCAUUGGAAAUCAAAGUUCAAGUAAUAGCGCUUUGUUAGAAAGGUUAUUGUUAUUACCUUUAAAGGAUAAUUAAUAAAGUAUUUACAUUGUGACGUCAUAAUUGAAUUUCAAUUAAUAAACAUUGUAUUUCACACUAUGUAUAUAUUUACUAUGAUUUAAAACAUUUUUUAAACUUUAUUUAAAGAUAUCUUUUUUAAGUUAUGUAAUUUACUAUGUAACCUAUUAUGUAAACUACUGUAUAUAAAUUUAUUUAUUCAAAUUA